Molecule: messenger RNA, 3040 nt
Organism: Cinara cedri
Lineage: Eukaryota; Metazoa; Arthropoda; Insecta; Hemiptera; Aphididae
Source: the annotation of a GenBank genome assembly
AUGAAUUCUGUAUCUAAUAUAGAUGACCCUCGUUUUCGAAUAACUCCAGUUCAACAGAUGGCUGCUGCAUGUUCAGGAGCAUUAAUCACAUCAUUUUUUGGUUAAUUUUUUAUAAUAUAGUGUAUAUAUAAAAAACAAUGCAAUUAAUGUACAUUCAAUUUUUUAGUUACUCCGUUGGAUGUUAUAAAAGUGCGCAUGCAAGCGCAAUCAAGAAUUACUGCUAAAAAUAAAUGUUUUUUUUAUAACAAUGGAUUAAUGGAUCACAUUUGUCCAUGUAAUCCAUUAAAAAAAAAUGGUUCAAAUGGUUAUUACAGAAAUGUUCCAUGGUUUGACAGGCCUAGUCAAUUUACUGGAACUCUAGUAAAUACUUCUGCUAAUGUUCAUUGAAAUAAAACAAUUGAGAUAUUUUUUUAUUAAAUGUUUAGGAUGCUUUUAAAAAAAUCAGCAAAAAUGAAGGAAUUUUAUCAUUAUGGAGUGGUUUAAGUCCAACAUUAAUACUUGCAUUGCCUGCUACUAUCGUUUACUUUGUAUCAUAUGAACAGAUUCGGCGUUCUGUUCAAGAUUUAAAAAAGCCAUAUUAUGACACUAAACAUAAUCAAAAUCAGCCACUAUGGAUUUCUGGCUUAUCAGGAUGUCUUGCCCGUUUUGGUGCUGCUACAUGUGUAAGUCCGUUAGAACUAAUACGAACAAAAAUGCAAUCAAAAAAACUUAGUUAUUUAGAAGUGCAUCAAGCAUUACAAAGUUUAUUACAAUACCAUGGUUAUAAGGGUCUUUGGAAAGGCCUUGGUUCUACUCUUCUUAGAGAUGUUCCUUUUUCUGGUAAAUAAUUAAUAUUUUUGUUUGUAAAUAGUAUAAUAAUUUUAAUUUAUUUUCCUUUUCAUUGCUCCAAAUAUAUUAUAAUGUUCUUAUUAAAUAGAAAACUAAAUACACGACGCUCAUAUAAUACCUAAGAGUGGUGAUUAUACUGAAAAAUAAAAAAAUGUAAUCCAUUAUAUUUUGAUGUAAAUAAAUUUUUAAUUUCAAAAUUUGGUUUUGUAAAAUUAAAUUACAACAAAUAAUAUUAUUUUUAUGUUACAUAGAUAGAUUGCAGAGCAUGAUAUAUUUUAGCAGUGAAAAGAAUAAUGUUUACAAUUUGUAUUCCUUAAAAUGUAUUUAAAAAAAAAAUGUUUUUAUUUUUAUAAGGAAUAUAUUGGGUUACGUAUGAACGUAUUAAACAAGCAACUGCUAAACCUACUUUUAUGUAUAAUUUCAUUGCUGGGUGCAUAGCUGGUUCGGUAAUGUAUUUUUAAUUCAUUUUAUUAUUGUUAAAUUAAUAUUUUGUAGCUUUCUAGAAGCUUAUUUGUUAUGCUCUUGGGUUCAUAUUGUAUUUCUUGAUUUUGCCGAGUAUAUUUAUUAAUUUUUUAUAAUCCAUAGAUUUGUUUAAUGAUGCAAUAGAAUUUACUUUACGUUUCCUAAUUUCUGUGUCUUUUUCCAGCUAGUUGUAUUAUUUAACUCAAUUGAAACUUGCAACCUUAUCAUAUUUCAAAUAAAUUAUAUUCUAUCUUUGGGUUAUAAGAACAUUGCAUUGGUAAUAAUUGUGUGUUUCUCUUUGUAGAAUUUGUUCAGUUAUUCAUCUCUUUGAAUUUGGUUUUCAAGUCUAAACUUUUUUUUAUAAAAAAAAAUAUUUCCCUACCCUAUUAUAUUAUUCCAGUAUCUUUGUAGAAUCUAUUGCUAUUUUUGAUAUUUCUUCAUUCCUGUAACUGUUGACAUGUAUAUAUUAUAUUGGUUUUAUAAAUAUAUCUAUUAGUUUUAAAUAUCUAUAUUUAUUUCAUUGAAGAUUAUAAUAUACUUUAUUUUUUGUUCUUUAGUACAAUUAUUACUGUGAUCUUGUAUUAAUUUCUAUUAAAACAUUUAAUAUUUUACUGAACAAAAAUUUACAUGUCCUUUCUAUUUCAAAUAAUCAAUGUUUACCUAAGACAUUAAUACGUUAAUUUUGUAAUAUUUCACUUCAAUUUCAAAUUGUUUACUUACUUCCUUGUAAUCCUCUCUCACAUAAGUAGGAUAAACUAUGUAUAAGUUUAUUAUAAAUAAGAUAAUAUAUAUAUAUAUAUAAAUAUUACAUUUAUUGGUUUAGUUUUUGUUAAUUCUAUAACUCUAUAACCCUGUAAACAUUGACAUAUUUCAAUAAGUACUUUUAAAAUGUUUUAGUUAGCUGCAGCACUAACAACACCAUUUGAUGUUGUGAAAACAUUUCGACAAAUUGAAUUAACUGAAAAAGAAAUCAUUACAGGUUAGUUGAAUUCAUUAUAUAAUUUAUUAAAGAGGCUACCAAAUGAGGAAAAUAUUUCAAAGAAACAAAUUAUAGAGACAUGUUGGUAUAAUGGAAUAAUAUUUUGACUGUUAGAAACCUAUUUAGCAUAAGUAACACUUUUCUUAAAAUUCUUAAUUCACUUUUUGGUAUUUUAUAACAAGUGACAGAAAUAAAUCUAUUAUGAAAUAAUAUUUUUCAGGAAAUCAUAAAUCACUGACAAUAUAAAAUAAGAAAAUAAAGAUCUUUUGUCACCUCACACCACCUAACACAACCAACCUCACCCUAAUAAUUAUUAAACCUGAAAAGUACGGUUUAAUAUUUCAUUUUCUUAAUUUUUACUACCCAUAAAUUAUGUUGCCUCGUGAAAUAUUAUUUUUUAUUAGUAAAUUCCUUUAUAUUAUUAUUCUCAUAUAAUACUAUUCCUAAUCAAAAUUUAAUUCCCUAGAAAUAUAUUAUUCCUUAAAAAUACAGUUUUAUUCAAAUAAUUUACUGAUUUAUAUGUACUCGUAUGUUAACAAAAUAUAAACCUAAGUUUUAAUUUCAGAACCUCCUGGGAAAGCUUCAAAAUGGACAGUAAAAGCGGUUAUUGAUAUUUAUCAAAGAAAUGGUGUAUCUGCAAUUUUUAGUGGUUUAGUUCCUCGGAUGAUCAAAAUAGCACCUGCAUGUGCUAUAAUGGUAUCCACAUUUGAGUAUGGAAAACAAUUUUUUGAAAAUAAAAAUAUGGAAUAUUAUAAUAAAAAAAUUGAAUAA